Saccostrea cuccullata (small rock oyster) is the source of this 805-nucleotide messenger RNA. RefSeq lists its product as uncharacterized. Lineage: Eukaryota; Metazoa; Mollusca; Bivalvia; Ostreida; Ostreidae. The transcript is spliced from 2 exons. The coding region runs from base 167 to 805 and encodes 212 amino acids. The record is from RefSeq and is a predicted model, not a curated record.
UAGAUCUUGCUUUGAAAAAAUGGAAAGCCCGGAGAAGUAAACUGAAACUCUGGUUGAUGUGUUUUGGGAUUCAAUCUCGGAAUAUAGUCCACAAAUAUCUGCAUUUUCAUCAUUUGAAAAAGCCUUAGAGUAUUAAAAAAUACCAGAAAAGCAUUAGAAGAUUACUAUGGCCUCUUCCUCUUACGCGUCUACAGAGGAGACGACAAAUGCCUGUAGAGCCUGUCGACUUCUCCUGGGUCCGUGUACAGAUGAGUUACGUGAUGUUUUACUUCACCAUGUACCACCGUCAACAUUCCCACACGUCAUUAUAAACAAAAGGAUUAAUCUUCCCCGUCUGACAGCUCAACAGAUGAAUCUUAUUUUACCCAGAGGUAGUAGUUAUACAGGAAACUAUGAUGAUAUGGACAUUUCCUUAUUGUACAUACUACUCAGAAACAUUUGUGGUUUAUCACCACACAGUAAUGGCUGGGGAAAUGAUCCAGACCCUACAGAUCGAUCUCUCUCUGCCAACAUUGAGAGAAUCCGUAUUGCAAGAAAUCAGUGUGUACAUUCUUCUAGUCCCGUCCUCUCCAAUGCUGAUUUUAACACGAUCUGGACCAAUGUUAGAUCAGCAGUUGCAGACUUUGAUUCUUUCCUUAGCAAUGGGAACAAGUAUGAAAAAGAGGUGGACUUUUUGAGAUAUGAGACAAUGGACCCUGCCCGUGAUUCCAAUUACAUAGAAGAACUGAGGAAACAGGCUGAAGAAGAUGCAGAAACUAGAAAAAUUGUUCUAGGCCUGAAACGUAAAUAUAAUGGCUGGGUUUGA